AUGGUCAGCCAAGCACCCAAGGUCCCUGUAUGUGCCACGUGCGGGGAAGUGGGUCAUGCCAAAAGCAGCAGUUCAUUGUGUACCAAGAAGAACCCACUCUGGAGCUCUACCUUGCCUGGCUGUGGCCCAAACGAGCAAGUCAAGGCCGACUACUCCACCGUCAAGUGCACCCUCGAUGCCAUCAUCAAGAACGAUGCCUUGCACGACAAGAUCGAGGAGACUGUCCGAGCCAUGACUCAAGUGCAGUACGAAGCAUCUCGUCUCCUGGAGCUGCAUCUCAGGCGGUGCUUGGACGAGGGCAUCACCCUCCCCACUGUGUCGUCGAGUGAACCCGCGUUUGUUCGAAAAUGCUUCAAUAUGGUGCAGACAGGAACAUACAUGGAGUGGAUCGUGUAUCCUGCCUCCAGUGUCCCUCCCAAAGGGCACUGGCUCACAGGUCCUUGGUUUGGCUGUCAAGACCUAUGCAGUCAACUGCGAGACACACGUUCUCGAUCGGUAUUGGUCUCUCCUCCGUCGAUUCUGCAACCUGGCCCUGAUUGCUCCCAAGGGAUGUGAAACGGCACACACACGUCGAUGAGUGCAUGAAGCUGAUGGAGAACCCCCUCUCCAAGACACUCCUCGGUGAUCUGAAGAAAUCCUUCGCCCACCAUGCCGAC
Messenger RNA from Polychytrium aggregatum, 656 nucleotides. RefSeq lists its product as uncharacterized. The transcript has 2 exons. Bases 1 to 555 code for a protein of 184 amino acids. The record is from RefSeq and is a predicted model, not a curated record. NCBI's taxonomy places the organism in Eukaryota, Fungi, Chytridiomycota, Chytridiomycetes, Polychytriales.